AUGGAACAACGGCAGAGAAUCACGAUCCGUACGACGCUCCCGCUCAUCCCGCCCAACGACUCUCGCGAUGAAAUGCACACUCCGCGGCUCAUAAUCCGAGCGCCACGCAUCUCAGACGUGCCCGCUCUACACAAGCUUCGCAUCCAGCAUGAAGCUAUGAAGUAUUCCGUCGAGGGCGCGGACAAGACUCUCGAGGACACACGCAGGAGCCUAGACGUGAUGCUCCCCCCAAACGACAUCAAAUCCUAUCGCUUCCACAUUUUUGAAAAGGACACGGGCGACUUGGUCGGCAAAGGCGGCAUGCACAGCAUCUCAGGGCGCUGCUUUGGGUGGCCAGAGGUUGGCUACACGUUCAAACAGGAGGCAUGGGGGAAGGGAUACGCCACCGAGUUCCUGACGGCUUUUCUCCAGAGCUGGUGGAGUUUGCCUCGCAGCGAGGUGGAGGUUGAGGUUGAUGCGACGAGCCUGGAUGCACAAGCGCUGGAGACGGGCGAUGAACCUGUUGUCGAGAUGCUCGUUGCCGUAGUAGACGUGGCAAAUCCGGGAAGCAGGAAAGUGUUGGAAAAGACAAAGUUCAAGCAGUUCAAGCAGUGGACGACCAAAGACAUCCGGUUGGCUAACAAGGGGGGAGACGUCACCCUGGUGGGAUUGAUGGCAGUGGCCCCAGCGCAAGAGCGAAACUGA
Molecule: messenger RNA, 684 nt
Organism: Trichoderma aggressivum f. europaeum
Lineage: Eukaryota; Fungi; Ascomycota; Sordariomycetes; Hypocreales; Hypocreaceae
Exons: 1
Coding region: 1-684 (227 amino acids)
Molecular function (GO): acyltransferase activity, transferring groups other than amino-acyl groups
Source: RefSeq, a predicted model, not a curated record